Molecule: messenger RNA, 3929 nt
Organism: Manduca sexta (tobacco hornworm)
Lineage: Eukaryota; Metazoa; Arthropoda; Insecta; Lepidoptera; Sphingidae
Exons: 5
Coding region: 232-981 (249 amino acids)
Source: RefSeq, a predicted model, not a curated record
UCGUUCCAGCAACAGUCUGAAUGAUUAUACGCAUGUGUUUGGACGUAUCACGUGUAUAGAAAUAUUACGUAUUCGAUUACGAAAACAAUGUAAAUAUAAAGUUAACUGUGAUAUUAAAACAGAGUAUUGAAAAGUAGUUUUAUUAAGUUUGUCAAAGUGAAAACGUUUGCUAUUCAAAUCGUGUAACUAACUGAAAUUUAUUAUUAAAGAAAGUGUUCAAAACUUGCCAAGAUGUCGAAAUAUCUACUAUAUUGCUGCUUAUUUACACUUUUAAGUUUAAACUUUACUGGUGCUCUGAAAGGACAUUGCAAUAGAGAAGAGGAUCUUCUUCAGAGAUGCGCAAUGACUUUACCCGUGCUAAGUUCACCGGAAAUAUCUUUCGCGCUAACGAGAGAAGAACUUGAUAAGAACUGUGUAGAACUACGAGCCGGAAUUAAAUGCAUAGAAAACUUCACUAACGUUUGCAUGGAGAAGCAAGAGCAAGUGGUAUUUCGGAGGAUCUACGCUGGUAUCAUUGACGUCGUCCACGACUUAUGUACUCGGGGGGCAUACCAAGACGAAUAUUUACGUCACGCGGAUUGCGUGAAGACAGUACGGCCUGAGUACGAGAUCUGCAGCAGGACUUAUGAAGUGACGCUCACCACGUUAAGCAAUAGCAAACAGACUGAAUACCAGACUGAUCAGAACAGCGUUGCGCUUACGCAUGAGGAGUAUUCAAGGACAGUAUGUUGCUCAUUCCAAGAGUACCUGCUUUGUUCCGAGCGGACAGUGCAGCAGUCGUGCGGUGAUGAAGCAGCCCUCUUCACUAGUGCAUUCCUCAAGCGGAUGGCAUCCAACAUUAUAAAGAAUUUUUGCUUCGAGUAUCGCGGGCAAGAAUGCGGGCUGUCUGGCCAUGGGAUGACCGCCACACACAGCGUCCUGCUUAUCAGUGCGGUAACCGCUUUACACGCAUUCAGCUCUCAGAGCUUAGUACCCACGUAAAUAAUAAGUAAUGAACGGACGUUGUGUGAGAAAUCUACAUUUCGAAUAUUAGUAUGUCACGGUCUGAUUUAGGGUUUUGCUAUGCUUUAUUACAUCUUGGUGGGGCUUGGUUUCGAUGAAGGGACGGAAAUAUACUUGGUUUGCAAUAAAAUAUGCGAAAUUUAUCUUUUGAGAGUAUAUUCAUAGAUUACAUCUGUGUAUUCUAAGGCCGCCCUACUUAGUUAGUAUCCUAAAUCAGGCCCUUCAAGUAGAAAGAAAGCGGGUGUAUGUCGCAGUUCCUUGGUUUUGAACCAGAACUAUUUAUUUUAACUAGACUAUUGAAACGAUAAUCUCUAUGUUUAUGUUAUCUUGUAAUGGUAAAUGUACUAUUCGUAUCGAGUACCGUUGUUAUAUAAAAUUGUGUUUACUCAAAGACGGAGCAAAGUAGGGAAUGUGAUUAGUAAAUUUUUUAGGCAAUUCUAAAAUGUUUUUUAGACAAUUCAAAAAUGUGUUUUCAUAUUAACAGGAAUAGUGAUAACAAAAUAUUAAAAAUUUACAAACUUAUAGCUGAUUGUUUAUAAUUCCGACCCCUUAGAGUAAAAAUAUAUUCGAAACUAAAAAAUAAAUCCAAUUCAUUUUAAAUCGUCAACGGGCUUGGAUUCGUAUUUUUAAAAGCUUUUAAAUUACUAUUUUGGACACAAUUCUUAUUUUGCUCCAACAUUCUGCACGGAUACAUUAAAAACGUGGUUAUAUUAAAAGUGAUUAAAUCAAGACUUUCGCAGAUGGCAGAUUUAUCGGACAAUUAUUUAUUGCAGAAUUAAAAACAUUAUUAAAUGGAAACUUAAAAUAAAGCAUAGAUUCGAUUUAUUACAACACAAAUUAUAAAAUAUUUGCGACAGACAUAGCCAUUAGCCGAUGAUAGAUGGAUAUCUAUAAAUAAGAUAUUUUUCUUCCUAGAAAUAUUUACAUUUUCUUAAGGAAAGCUUAGGAACUGAAUAUGGUAUAUUUACGUUAAAUUGCUCUAGUUCGGAUCCGGUACCGAAAAUAACAAGGAUUAAUGAUAUCCGUUACGAUUUUGGUUUGAUGACUUCGUGCGAUUUAUAGUCGGUCGUCUGCGAUAGAACUUUUGAGAAAUCACCUUUUGUGUUCGUCGUCAACCAUCAUACUAUAUGAAACUUAUUGUAAGUUUCGUUGUACUAUUGGCAAUACAGAUUAUUUUUCAUUUAAUAAUUUUUUUAAUAUUGCUCAAAUCUGUACUCGAUAAUAUGUUAUAAGGGACUGGAUUGUAUACAAUGGUUAAAGCUAUGAAUACAAUUUUAAUAUAUAUUUAAUGUGCUAUCAUUUUAUUGUUAAGAAAAUAUCGAUUACCAGAAAUUUUUAAUUUAUUUUAAUUUCUAUUGAAAUUUGUUAGGUAUGAUGUUAAUGUUUAUGUUAAAUAAUUUUCCAUCGUAUCAAAAGCUUAUUUUGCAGGCUUUGUGGUAUCAUUGUAAAUAUAUUUGUGACCUUUUGGAAACUGCACUUAGCUUAGUACAUACUGUGAUAGCGUGUUGAUGAUCAAAGUUAGGAAAUUCAUCUCGUCCUUCAUGUCUUCAUUCGAAUGUAUUUCAUCAACACCUGAAGUGUUAAUAAGGAAAAAUACAUACGUUAUGAACUUGCGUUUGCUAUGUGGUGGCAUUUGGAACAUAAAAUAUUAUGUAUUUUUUAAUAACCAGUUGUUGAUCAAAACUUUUUGUUACAUUUCGCUUAACACUCUCCUGUCUUCUUAUUUUUCAUAUGAAGCCGCUAUUUACGGUUUAAAAAUAUUAGACUUAUUUUAUUGUGCAAUUACAAAUACUUAUAUAACUUGAGUGCCAAGGCCAUAUUGCUGAACAAUUGUUUUUAUCAUACAUUAGGUACAAUUUGCUAUAUAUCGACAAUCAUUGUAAAUACUGCUCUGUUAACGCUUAUUUAUUUUGUUGCGAUCGUUUUAUUUGCGUCUGUUACUAGAAUUGACAUAUCAUUAAUGCUGGCUUUUUUGCAUUGACGUUUUUAUUUACCAUUCUAUAUAAAUACAGUUUAGUUUUAUACUUUUCGGUUUAGUUAUAUUUUAUUUUAUUUGCGCAGUCAUGUGGCAGCUUCUGGUGUGUUCAAGUCGGUAGACGACUAAAAACAAAGCUUUUUAGUUUAUUGAAAUAUAUUUUUUUGGAUUUUAUCGCGUUUUUUUAUAUAUUAUAAUAUUCUCUCGACGUUUCUAUUUCUGUUAAUUUUUGCUCGCAUAGCGUAGAUAUUUUUUAUAUUUGAACAGACCGCAAACUCUGUAAAUUGAUUGAUUCCUUCCUAACCGAAAUUCGGCUAUGGCGGCCAAUCUCUAAAAUCAGCCAAUUACGCAGGAGAUAGUGUAGUGCACAAGUGUGUGCACAGUACACAGGUGCACACUCUGUUCUUUCACUCUAAUAGUCCGGCGAGACGGUCCGACAUGACCGGAGAAACAAGACCAGAGAUACGAUCACUAAGCUGUAUUCUACGUGCAAUUUUUUUAGCUAUGUGAGUUAAGCUUUACGUAGUUAGUUUCAAUGGCUAAUUCUGAGUUUAUUAAUCAUUAAACUUGGAUAGUUCCAGACUUUAAAGCAAUAGAUUAUAUAGAAUAUAAGUCUGAAACAUAGUAUAUAAAAAUGCUGACAUUAGCUAUUGUGACAUCAAAACAGGCUUAUAUAGGUCCCUAUCAUCUCACAGGACUUAAACAUAAGCAGUUUUAUAAAUUGCUUGCGUGAAAUGAUCAUAGAAUUUUUUAUUUUCUAUUAGUCAAUGCACAAAGGCCAGCACGUCACAUAAUAUUAAAUGCAUAAAAUUGUAAAUAGUUAUGAUUAUAAAAAUAUUGUAAAUUUUAUUUAUAAAGUAGUUAAAAUUAUAGGCAAUUGUACCUAUAAUAUAUAAUUGUGAAAAAGACAUAGUCUUUUACAUAUUAAACAAUAAAUUAUUAUUAAAAUGUG